Messenger RNA from Clupea harengus (Atlantic herring), 687 nucleotides. RefSeq names its product ribosomal protein S11 (gene rps11). The record is from RefSeq and is a predicted model, not a curated record. Gene Ontology annotation, biological process: translation. NCBI's taxonomy places the organism in Eukaryota, Metazoa, Chordata, Actinopteri, Clupeiformes, Clupeidae. Gene Ontology annotation, cellular component: ribosome; cytosolic small ribosomal subunit. Gene Ontology annotation, molecular function: structural constituent of ribosome.
UUUAGCUAAAACAUUCAGAAAAACAACAACAGAUCACAGCGAAAAAAAGCGCCCCAUCUACAUCACAUCCGGUCGAUGGUGACUUUGGGCCUCCGUGCGCAUGUGUAGUUCUCUUUACGACUCGGUUGGCGAAGAUGGCGGACGCCCAGAACGAGAGGGCUUAUCAGAAGCAGCCCACCAUCUUCCAGAACAAGAAGCGUGUUCUGGUUCCAGAUGGCAAAGACGUGACCAAGGAGAAACUCAAGCGCUAUCACAGAAAUGUAGGCUUGGGCUUCAAGACUCCAAGAGAGGCUAUGGAAGGCACUUACAUUGACAAGAAAUGCCCCUUUACUGGAAAUGUGUCCAUCCGUGGUCGUAUUCUUUCAGGUGUUGUGACCAAGAUGAAGAUGCAGAAGACCAUUGUCAUCAGACGGGACUACCUGCAUUACAUCCGCAAGUACAACAGGUUUGAGAAGAGGCACAAGAACAUGUCUGUCCAUCUUUCCCCUUGCUUUAGGGAUGUUUCUCCGGGUGACAUUGUCACAGUUGGAGAGUGCAGACCCCUCAGCAAAACUGUGAGGUUCAACGUCCUGAAAGUCACCAAGGCAGCCGGUGCCAAGAAACAGUUCCAGAAGUUUUAAAUGGCAUUGUCAAGAAACCUUAUGGGUUGUAUUCUGAGCGAGAAAUAAAACAUCUGUUGUCUACAAA